Drosophila arizonae is the source of this 886-nucleotide messenger RNA. It is a transcript of the gene Ilp8, whose product is annotated as Insulin-like peptide 8. The record is from RefSeq and is a predicted model, not a curated record. NCBI's taxonomy places the organism in Eukaryota, Metazoa, Arthropoda, Insecta, Diptera, Drosophilidae.
UUGAGUUCGCAGCUUAUCAGGUGACGGGUCGGUGGUUGUUUUUCGUUUGAUUUCGCUUUGCCGCCAAAAAGAAACACUUACAAAAAUAACACGUAUACGUCGCGUUUGCCAGUGGGGCAGGUGCAAGUGCAUAUAAGACAAUUUUACAAAUACCAAUUGGAAUUAAUUAAAAACAAUAUUUAAAAAUAAAAAAAAUAUAAUAAAAUACACAAUCUAUAGCAACAACAAUGCACGUUAAGCUAAUGUUGUUCGCCCUAAUCCUGGGUAGCUGUCUGCUAAGUGAGACGCGUGCCUAUUGCUCGCUGGACAAGAUGAAAGCAUUUGCCAUGGAGGCCUGCGAGCGUCUGUUCCAGAAGGACGAGCCCAGAGAGAGACGGUCCAUAGACUCCAGCUGGCAUCAUAAAAAUAAGCUUUCACAUGGCAAGAUGGAUAAGAAGACGCCACAUGGCGUCAAGCGCAGCAGCUUUCCAACUGGGGGCUACUUGAAGGUCAGCAGCGAUCAUUAUCACCGACUCAUCCAUCUGGAUGUACUGCCCCGAUACAAGCCGCUCAAGCACAAUCAGGAAAAGCGCCAUAAGCGCGACAGUUCGGACAAGAGCUACAACAACAUCUCCUACUGUUGCUUCAAUCGCUGCAACGAGGAUUUCUUCUGCUAAAUGUUGCCCCAUCACGGAGGCAUCGCUAGUCAGCAACAGAUUCCGUCCUUAUCAAAGACAUAUUCAGAAAUAUGAUCUUUAGUCGCGCUCUCACUCUUAUAGAGUAGGUACCUUAUAUGGCUGAUCCUCGUAGCGGGGCAGCUCGUCUUGCCACAGUAUUACAGAGUAGAACAAUCUAUCAAGUAUUAAGCUCUAAGUUUAUCUUUAAUAUGUAUCGUAUAAUAAAUAUA